AGUGUCAGUAUAAUAACCUAAAAGUUACAUGCAAGCUUUGAUAGAAGUACUUUUUCAAUAAUACUGCAUAGCUUUCAUAUAAGGGUGCUUGCGAGAGGAAUGGCGACUGUUGCGAAGUCAUUUGCUGAGCACGCGGUGGUUCCGGACGUCGUGCCUGUGGCCCCGACCGCCCUAUUGAAGGUGACCUAUUCCAGCGGAGUUGAAGUGAAGGAAGGCAAUGAGCUCACUCCGACCCAAGUGAAGGACCAGCCCACUGUGUCGUGGGACGCUGAACAGAAUGCCUUCUACACCGUUGCUAUGACUGAUCCCGAUGCGCCGUCCCGUAAGGAGCCGAAGUUCCGCGAAUGGCACCAUUGGCUGGUGGGCAACGUUCCCGGAUCGGACGUUUCUAAAGGCGACGUCCUCUCCGCAUAUGUGGGCUCCGGACCACCACCGGGCACCGGCUUACACAGAUACGUCUUCCUUGUCUACAAGCAGCCGGACAAGAUUGAAUUCAGCGAGAAGCGCCUGACUAACACUUCCACUGACGGGCGCGCUACUUUUUCGAUUGCAAAAUUUGCGGAAAAAUACAACCUUGGCAACCCAGUCGCUGGCAACUUCUACCAGGCGCAGUAUGACGACUACGUACCCUUGCUCUACAAGCAACUUGGCGAAUAAACAUCACAUUGUAUUGUGAACCCUGGAUUCAUAGUAUUGUGGCAAAAUUAAAGACUGAAUAGACAGCCAGUAAAAGCAAAUACAUGUAUACAGGGUUACUAUAUUUAAAAUAAAAUUGCAUUUAAAAAAAUCAACUGAUCAGUGAUUUUAGAUUCCUUAUAUUUUCGUUCUUGGAUCGGUUUUGUUUUCUCUUAGAUUGUAAGGAAAAGUGUUUGUCAUUACAAUUAUAUCACUAUGCUCAUU
This is a messenger RNA of Parnassius mnemosyne (clouded apollo), 900 nucleotides long. NCBI's taxonomy places the organism in Eukaryota, Metazoa, Arthropoda, Insecta, Lepidoptera, Papilionidae. The record is from the annotation of a GenBank genome assembly.